Messenger RNA from Trematosphaeria pertusa, 366 nucleotides. RefSeq lists its product as uncharacterized. The coding region runs from base 116 to 304 and encodes 62 amino acids. The record is from RefSeq and is a predicted model, not a curated record. NCBI's taxonomy places the organism in Eukaryota, Fungi, Ascomycota, Dothideomycetes, Pleosporales, Trematosphaeriaceae. The transcript has a single exon.
CUAGUACACGUCGACCUCUUUGAUGUUACUGAGGGUCAAAGUGAAGGCUGGACUAUGCCGCUUACUGCAAGUACUAGCCUCGCAUGGGUCUUGUACUACCACGACUAAGACACGGAUGGCUCAAGCUUUUAGGCGCAGUACCAAGCCCAUGGUACACUUCAAGACUGUCUCUCACUGCAAAAGGGGCUGCCUGUUUCCGGCGUAUCUAUCCGGACAGAUAGCGCUGUCGCUGGGAGCGCUGACAUACCUUUCGCUAAAUUCACGGGGACGCACAUCUGGACAUCAUGGCAAUGAUUCGAAAUAACUUAUGAUCCUUUGCUCUCCUUGGCAGGCAGGUGAAUAGAUCGCUGAAAUGUCCUAGCUAGA